Messenger RNA from Condylostylus longicornis, 2968 nucleotides. Its product is annotated as proton-coupled amino acid transporter-like protein CG1139. The transcript is spliced from 7 exons. Gene Ontology annotation, molecular function: amino acid transmembrane transporter activity. Gene Ontology annotation, cellular component: vacuolar membrane. Lineage: Eukaryota; Metazoa; Arthropoda; Insecta; Diptera; Dolichopodidae. The coding region runs from base 1037 to 2476 and encodes 479 amino acids. Gene Ontology annotation, biological process: amino acid transmembrane transport. The record is from RefSeq and is a predicted model, not a curated record.
GGUAAAAAAGUAGAAAAAUUGCAAGAGCAGAGUGAGGAAGGUUCAUUUCUUUUUAUACAAAUUUUUACAAACCAAAAAAAAUUAUAGAAAUUUUAUAUAUUUAAAAAAUAUUAAUAUUUCAUAUAAAAUAUAUUUAAAGUUAUUUAAUUUAAAUAGUUUUGAAAAUUGUUCAAUAGCACUACAUUUAAGAAAAGGAAUGAAUUUUUAAAGUUGCACAAUACAAAAAAAGAAAGAAAAAAAGGAAAAAAAGAAAAAAAGUUCAAAAGAAAUCCAAAUUUAACCAAUGAUUUUUGUUAAAUGAGCCCCCAGAAGAAAAAAUAAAUAUAAAAUAUUAAAAUCACACAAAAAAUUAGCAUAUUUAUGUUAAAAAGUUCUUAUUAAUAUUUAACAACCUAUAUAGUAAAAUUAAUUUUAAGUUAAAAAAAAAGAAAUAUUAAAAUUAAUAAGAAGAAAUCGACCUUUAUAAAAUAAGAAGAAAAAGAAUCUAUAAUUAAAAAGGUUCCUAUUUGAUCUCAAAGUAAUUUAAAUUCACACGCAUAUUACGUUUGCUUUGGGGAAAAAUCAAUGGAUGAUUUAACCCCUUUAACCACUCUACAGGUUAGAAAUUGAACAAAAGAAGAGAAGGAAAUGUGUGAAUUUUUCUGCAAAAAUCACGAAUAAAGAAAGAAAAAUUUUGAUAUUUUUUGAAAUUAAAAAGAAAUUGGCUAAAAAUUAAUUUGCAAAUAGAGAACACAUUUUAUUUUUCUUGAAUAAUUUUGUGUCUUUGGAAUCAAAACGAAAGAACCUGAGGCUGUUUUUUAAAUUUUUUUUUUUUGCAAUUUUUUGCUAAGUAAUUAAUUUUUUUAUUUAAAAUUUAUUACCAAUUUAAGAAUAAAAUAUAAUCUUAUAUACUUAUAACUACGUAACUGCUCACAUCAAAAAAAGAAAUACGAGUUUAUUGGAACAUUUCAAGGCUAAAUUUGUCAUCAAAUUUUGAGAUUUUUGUCUACGUUUGUCGAAAUAUCAUCUUUUAUUUUAAUUUCGAAGUGGGAAGAAAAUGAACACAGAACGACAACCGUUACUGCGUUCAUCGGAUGUUGAUUUUGAACAAGGUCAUAGCAUUCCACCAAGACCCGACAUACGUAAUUCACCAGACAAUGGAUUGGUUGAUGUUCAAAGCGAUGAUAGCAUUGCAUCAACAUCAAAUGAUAGUAUUCAUAAAUCCGAUUAUAAUCCAUCGAUGCAUAGAACAUUAGAGCAUCCAACAUCGAAUCUUGAUACAAUGAUUCAUUUAUUAAAAGGUAAUAUUGGUACUGGAAUACUGGCGAUGCCAGAUGCAUUUAAAAAUGCUGGUCUUUAUGUUGGUUUAUUUGGUACUUUAAUAAUGGGUGCUAUCUGUACACAUUGUAUGCAUAUGUUAGUUAAUUGUUCACAUGAACUAUGUAGAAGAAUACAAGCACCAUCAUUGACAUUUUCUGAAGUUGCCUAUACAUGCUUUGAAACUGGUCCAAAAACUUUAAAUCGUUAUUCAAAUUUAGCAAGAUCAGCUGUAAAUACAUUUCUCUUUGUAACGCAAAUUGGUUUUUGUUGUGUUUAUUUCGUAUUUGUUGCUUUAAAUAUACAAGAAGUUGUUGCACAUUAUUUUGUUAAAAUUGAUGUACGAAUUUAUUUAUUAAUUAUGCUAUUUCCAAUGAUUGCAUUAAAUUUAGUUCGAAACUUAAAGUACCUGACACCAGUAUCAUUUGCGGCUUCAUUAUUAACAAUAUUUGGUUUAGUUAUAACAUUUUUAUAUAUGUUAAAAGAUUUACCAAGAGCUGACACAGUUAAACCUAUUGGUACAUGGGCAACUUUACCAUUAUAUUUUGGUACAGCAAUAUAUGCUUUUGAAGGAAUUGGAGUUAUUUUACCAUUAGAAAAUAAUAUGAAAACACCUGAAGAUUUUGGUGGUUGGACUGGUGUAUUAAAUACCGGUAUGGUUAUUGUAGCAUGUUUAUAUACAUCGGUAGGAUUUUUUGGUUAUUUAAAAUAUGGUGAAAAUGUUAGAGGAAGUAUUACUUUAAAUCUUCCACCAAAUGAAAUAUUUUCUCAAUCGGUCAGAGUUAUGAUGGCUGUAGCAAUAUUUUUAUCAUAUACAUUACAAUUUUAUGUACCAGUUAAUAUAAUUAGCCCAUAUGUUCAAAGUAAAUUUGAUACAGAAAGAGCUAAAAGAUUAUCAGAAGUUUCAUUAAGAAUUAUUUUGGUCACAUUUACAUUUGUUCUUGCGGCUAUUAUACCAAAUUUGGCACAAAUUAUUUCAUUAGUUGGAGCAGUAAGCAGUUCAACGCUGGCGUUGAUUGCACCACCAAUAAUUGAAAUCGUUACAUUUUGGAAUGUUGGAUUCGGUAAAUAUUAUUGGAAGCUGUGGAAAGAUGUUACAAUACUAAUGUUUGGACUUGCCGGUUUCAUAUUUGGAACAUAUGCAAGUUUAGCACAAAUUUUAGAUCCAAACCUUGAUUAAUCAUUAAGUCUCAAAUUAUGUUUAAAAAAUUUACAUUAUUCGUAAAUGUUUUCUUUUUUUUUAUUUGCAUUUGUUUAAAAAAUUAUUUUUUUUAACUUUUUUUUGUUUUCAUAAAAAGUGUUGAAAAAGAAAAAAUACAAAAAACAAAAAGAAAUCAGGCGUACAAUGUUUUUUAAGGUUAGAUUAACAUGUACAAAAAAUUAAAAAUAUAUUGGAUGAAAUCUUUAUAUUUGAGUAAAAUAUGUUUUUGAAAUUUGAACAGUAAUGUAAUAAGGAUUUUAAUAUAUAUGAAAUGUACAUAUUUAGUAAUCAAUAAUUAAUAUUUAGUUAAAAUAUCGCGUUACAUAUAUGUUACCAAAUCAAUAUAUGUUACAAAAUUAUUUUCAUGUUAGAAUUUCAAUUUGCUUGUUAUCAAUAUUUAAUUAAAUUGUUACAAUAGUAACAAUAUUUAAUUAUUUAUUUCUAAAAUAAACAGUUUAAUAUAAAAUCAGA